CAACGCCGCGAACGGGCCCGCGCACGGCGCUGCUCGUCCGGCUGAUGUGCAUUUCCGACUCGACUGGCUCGCGCCGCGCUGCCCUCGGACUCCUCGGAGCUGUUAGAAGACGCUGAUAGCCUAAUACUUGUAGAAACGUAAAUUUCCUUUAUAUUAAUGUUCGUUUUUCUUUGUGGAUGUGAAAUUUAGAAACGUUGCUGCAUCAUCAAGCGCUCUUCUAUUGGACACCACCACGUGGGGCCAGCCAUCUUUGCGUAUACUUGCGACACGGAAGUAUACAAAGGAUCACAAGUAGCAGCGCAGCGCAGCAGCAUAUCUCCGUGACUCCGUGGCGAGACUUGGCUAGAAUUAUUAGGAUGACAGAGCCUUACGUCGCCAUACAACUUUGCUCAAAGGAAAAGAGACGAGAGAACCGCCGCAGCUUUGGAAUUUUGGAAGAGUGCGAGUGUGAGCAUAUAGAAAUCUCGAUCGAGGACUUCGAAAGAGAACUCCAUAUUCGUAAAUACUCUCGAAGAUGGCGGACGUUCCAAAAAAUCUGUUAACUUCGUCAUGCAAUCCACCGAAUACGCUGCAACGAGAAACCAGUAGCUUUCAGCCGUGGCGCCCGUGGCCGUCUGAGCCAUCGCCAUGUCAACUCGCGCCGGUCGCACAGUACCCUGCAGUGAAUAAUCACCUCGGCGAAUUUGUCUCGAUUCCCGCGAACCCCGAAAUCGAUCCUCCACCAUAUCGCUGCUACGGUUGCUUUCAACUUAUAACCGUGCGCUAUCAACAACCAGUUCGCUGCGCUGAGUUGCAUCGUCAGCAGUGUGAGAAACUGUCCCACUGGUGGGACGAGACCGGUUGUCAUCGUGAAACGGAGAUUAGUCGAGGAAAUAAUUAUGGUGGUGGAGAGCAGUGGUUCAGGGAUGAAGAGCGACGAUAUAACGAGGAAGUUCAAGCUGAACAUCGAGAAAACGAAAGAAAAGCUUUUGCAGCUCGUGAAGAAUUUAAAAGAAGGUAUGCUGCAGAUGCUCAACGCCAUGGACAGAAUAGGCAAUAUACAGAAAUUCAAUGGCAAGAAAACAAAAGUAAAACUUUUGUGCAAGCUCAAGAAGAGUUUCAUAAGUCGUACACCGAAGAAACUCGGUGCCUUGAACCAAGCAGGCAAUGCGCAAAGGCUCAGAGCCUGAAAGUAAAGCAGAAGCUUCUCGAGGACACUAAAUGCCAAGAAGCAAAAAAGCAGCGAGAAGAAGAAAUUAAAAGAAAUGAGGAUAUUGAACAACGCAGAGAAAAAGAAAAGAUUCGACAAAGAGAAAGGUUGAAACAGAAUCCUCGAAGAAAACAAGAACGUAUAGUGAAAGAGCCAAAACAACAAGAAGAUGAAAGACCCCAAACAGAAGUAGAGGAAAAAAAGCUACGAAAAGACGAGCAGUACCGAGCCGAAAAAACGUCACGAGAAAACGAGAAGGAACGAGAGGAAAAAAAGCAAAUAGAAUAUAAACAGAGGCGAGAGGACGAACAGCUAGGAGUAAAAGAAAAAAAUCGGCCAGAGAAGAAACUCAGUCAUGAAGAUGAAAAACGAAGAGAAAAAGAAAGAAACCGCCAACAUAUUGAGCAGCGCCGAGAAAAGCGAAGGAUCAAAGAAAGACAGAAGCGGUACAGAAGACAGCAACGUAAAAUUGAAGAAGCAAAACGACUAGAGGACAAGCAGCCCAGAGACGAAGAAGAAAAGAAAUAUCGAGAAGAACAGAAACAACAAGAACACGAGCAACGACAAGAGGUACAGAAGCUACUACAAUAUGAGCAAUAUCAAAAGGAACUGAAACAACAUGAAAACGAGCAGCGACGAGUAGUAGAACAGAGGCGGCUAGAUAACGAACAAAAAAAACAGAUGCGGCGAGAAGAACAGAAGCGACUAAAAGAUCAGCAACGUCGAGAAGAACAGAAGAGACGAGAAGAAAGGAAACGCAGAGAAGACGAGCAGCGGCGAGAAGACGAGCGGCGUCUAAAAGAAAAACAGCGUCAAGAAGAUGAGAAGCGUUUUGAAGAAAAACAUCAAGAAGGUGAGAAGCGUCGUGCAGAAAGGAAGCGACGAGAAGACAAGCGUAUAAAAUGGCAACAAUUAUACAAGGAGCAUCAAUUAGAAAAAAAGCGACAUAAAGAGGACCUGCAACGUCGUAUACAAGAAUGGAAGCGAAAAAGGGAAAAACUGCAACAAGAGAUGAAGCAGGAAAAAGUUAAGGAUCACCGAGUAAAAGAAAAACUACGGCUAGUAGAGAAAGAGUUAGAAGAACUACUUCGAAAACAAGAAAAAAAGAGAAUCCUGCAUGUGCUUAGGCAGAAAGAAGAAGAAGACAGACUGCAAGAAGAACAGCGACAACGUGAAUUCUGGGACAAGCUUGAUGAAAAAAGAAUCUGGUACGAGCAAAUUCGGGAAGAAAUGUACCAUGUAUCAGUCAAAAUAGAAGAUUUGGUUCAACUGAAAAUCUAGGAGAGAACAAUGGAGUUGCAGGAUCAGAAAUCGGCAGCAAAAGGCGAAUUGGAAGCCGGAUAAUAGGAGAAGAUUGCAUUGAACAUUCUGCUAUGUACAAUCUGUCUUUUGUUGAAGUAUUUUGGAGCCGAAUUUUUCUCUCGUCUUUUCAGGUAUUUUAAUGCCGAAUAUUAUCUCAUCCAUGUUGAGGUAUGUUUAUGCCGGACAUUGUCUUUUCUUCUUUGAGAUAUUUCUUUUUUUAUUUUAUAAAGUCGCGUUUUUGAUGACAGCCCGAAAGUAGAUGUCCCUGAGCUUCAGCGCUUGGAGGUGCUUUAGUAAAUACCUAUGCAUUGCCGGAAAGUUUAGAAUAUAAGUACAGACACACAGGAACAUAGUAUCGCCGAAAGCCUUUGGUUGUGUUUGCCGGUUGCAGAUCAGCCUGGAGAGGGGAUGACAAAAUAUAUGCCGAUGACGGUUAUUAGAAGACAUGCGCUAGAGGCGGGGAUUUCGAUAUUUCCUGAGCUUCAAAACUCAGGAUUUUUCAUAGCCGGGAGUGAAUGACUACGACGAAGUAAAAAACGCAUUGAUAAUGCUUUAUUCAAAGCUAGAGCCGAAGAUUUUAUUAAAUAGAACCUUGGCGCUGGAGACAGAGAUUUCUAUAUUUUUUUAGCAAUGGCAGUCGAUAAUUCUUAGACAAAUUACAAGACAUGCUAAUAAAGUUUCAUUAUAAGUUUUGCGCUAGAGAUGGAGAUUUCGAUAUGUCCUGAGCUUCGACGCUCAGGAUUUUUUUUUUCAGCCGGAGUAAAUGACUAUGACAAAGUUGAAUAAACGCGCUAGAGACGGAGAUUUCGAUUUUUUCUUAGCUUAACGCUAAGGAUUUCUCACAGCCGGAAACACAUAACUAGUGAUUAGAUGAAGAAUUUGAAAAACAAAUCUUUUUAAUGCCGAUAUGAUUGUUGGACGAAUCAUAAUCUAAACUUGACGUUGCAGACAGAGGGGUGUCGGGGUUUCCUUAUUAAUUGCACCCACGCUUUUACUUCAUGACAAACUAAAAUUGCCAAAGCAAGAUCGAAAUAUACAAAGAGUAACUACUAAAAACGAACAAUUUUUUAUCACCAGCUGCAUGUAUUUCAGUCGCAUAAUUUUCUUUGAGCUUCAAGCCCAUUAUGUGAAUUAAAUCUAAAAAAACUCAAGAUCAAAACAAACUUAUGUACUCGUAUUUAUAAGAAUAAUUCUCAUGCAGAAAAAUAUAGCAAUAAAUAAUUGACAACUAAAAGAAUAAAUAAAUUUGUGCCUGUAUUAUUGAACGACAGCUAAGCCGCACGUGUUGAAUUCUCGAAAUUAAGUUAACUCGUGCUCGAGGCUAGAGUAAAUAAUUUUAGCUCACAUGUUUAAUGCAUGAAAUUUACAUCUGUUGCAUCGCGAAACGUCAUUGAGCUUUGUCGCCCAACAUCGUGACGUCGCGAGUUUUACAUUCUAUAGUGCGUGAUGACAUCGCCUUUGCCCGUGUUUACACGUAUACGUGAUUCUUCAUUAUGUUUUCAUGAGUAUUUCCAACUUUCUGAGCUUCUUUUUAAUUGCAACUAUAAAUAAAAUUACGUAUACAGUAUCAUAAAUGCUGUGUAUAGUCAAAUUAAA
This is a messenger RNA of Nasonia vitripennis (jewel wasp), 4087 nucleotides long. Its product is annotated as trichohyalin-like. Bases 515 to 2470 code for a protein of 651 amino acids. The transcript is spliced from 3 exons. The record is from RefSeq and is a predicted model, not a curated record. Lineage: Eukaryota; Metazoa; Arthropoda; Insecta; Hymenoptera; Pteromalidae.